This is a messenger RNA of Hibiscus syriacus, 810 nucleotides long. RefSeq names its product trafficking protein particle complex subunit 5-like. The record is from RefSeq and is a predicted model, not a curated record. Gene Ontology annotation, cellular component: TRAPPI protein complex; TRAPPII protein complex; TRAPPIII protein complex. The transcript has 8 exons. Gene Ontology annotation, biological process: endoplasmic reticulum to Golgi vesicle-mediated transport. The coding region runs from base 85 to 669 and encodes 194 amino acids. NCBI's taxonomy places the organism in Eukaryota, Viridiplantae, Streptophyta, Magnoliopsida, Malvales, Malvaceae.
CAUAGCUCAUAGUUGAUUUAUUUUCCCCCCUGUAGUUUUCUUAGCAUCCAAACAGAAGACAAAUUUUGUAUUUCCAGUGGAAACAUGGUCGGUGCCGGGAAGAUCAAGCAGAAUGCCAACGUCCUCGAUAAGCCCCUCGGCAAGGGCAAACAAGAGGUUAGCUUAAGUGCAUUUGCAUUCUUGUUUUCGGAGCUUGUUCAGUACAAUCAGACACAGGUUGAUCAUAUUUCUGAAUUAGAAACAAGGCUGGAGGAUGCAGGGUAUGCAGUCGGUGCUCGAGUUCUUGAUCUUUUAUGCCAUAGGGAGAAGGGAAAUAGAAGGGAGACUCGAUUGUUGGGUAUAUUAUCUUUCGUGCACAGCACUGUGUGGAAGGUGUUGUUUGGGAAGGUGGCUGACUCACUAGAGAAAGGCACUGAACAUGAAGAUGAAUACAUGAUCAGUGAGAAGGAACUCCUUGUGAACAAGUUUAUUUCAAUUCCGAAAGACAUGGGAACAUUUCAUUGUGGGGCAUUUGUUUCUGGAAUAGUGAGAGGUGUUUUGGAUAAUGCAGGAUUUCCAGCAGUUGUAACAGCUCAUUUUGUACCUGUAGAGGGACAGCAAAGACCUCGGACAACUAUUUUGAUAAAGUUUGCUGAAGAGGUAUUGCAAAGAGAAGCAAGGUUGGGUUGAUUAUCAUGCCUGGGUUAGUCUCGAGUUUUCAAUUCAUGCAACACCUAGAAGGAAAACAGUGAACUUCAGCUGGCUCGUUGAUUUAACGUAGAUUUCGAUGUUAUGUAUUAUUCUUUAUGGCACAGUGCUUAUUGAUAUGGU